ACAUUUCUAACAGGCUCCCAGGUGAUGCCAACGCUGCUGGUCUGUGUAACACAGAUAAACGUUUCUAGUAGAGAAGGAGACAUGCAAAUACGUAUAAUACAAAGGUAAGUAAGUACCUUAGGGAUUCCACUAAUUUUCAUAAAAAACCUGGAUCCCUCCCAACCCUGGGACUGUCUUUGCCCUUUUUAUACCUUUAGGGUUCCUUCUGAUGUUUUCGUUGUUGCUAUCUUCCUUGAAUUUUAUUUCUUCUGAGGUUUCUCACUGCGUAUGCUGUUUCUUAGCCUAGGAAAGCCUUUUCGUUAUUCUCCUAAAACUUAACAUUUUACUAAUUUGUCAAAGUCUAGCUCCUAAAUACGCCAUCUUGAAUUCUUCCCUGCAACCCCAGUCGGGCUGACAGCUCCUUCCCUGUCGCUCCCCAUUGAGCAGGUUUUUCUUGUGGGGGGGCGCGGGGACGGAGUGUCGCUUGGUCGCCAGACUGGAGUGCAGUGGUGAGAUCUCGGCUCACUGCAACCUCCACCUCCCGGGUUCAAGCGAUUCUCCGGCCUCAUCCUCCCCAGUAGCUGAGACUUCCGGCGCGCGCCACCACGCCCAGCUAAUUUUUGUAUUUUUAGUAGAGACCGCGUUUCAACUUGUUGGCCAGGAUGGUCUUGAUCUCCUGACCUCGUGAUCCGCUCGCCUAGGCCUCCCAAAGUGCCGGGAUUACAGACGUGGCCCACCGCGCCCGGCCAGAACAGUUUUAACCUCCAGCAAUGGCCACUGCUUCCUUCUGCCUGCAGCUGGAAGUCAGUUUCAGUUUUCUUAUUCCCUAUAAGGAACCCACCUCUCCCGUCGCCUAACACACAGAUGCUGCCCAGAAAACGUGCUGGCGCACCUCAGGCGGGGUAGAAAGCCGCGCCGCUCCUCUCGGCACCGAGCGCCGAAGCCCAGGGAGGCGGCCUCCGAGUGUCCUGUGGGAACGUCCCUUCCGCCGGGUAGUCUCAGAGGCCCAGCGCUCCAGUGAUCCCGGGUGCAGUCUCCCCAGGCGGCACAGGCCUUGCCUGGCGCCCCCUCCUGGCGCUGGAGGCUGCGUGCGACUGCCCACCAUCGAGGCGGCGGCGGCUAGAGAGGCCGGCGGGCCUGGGACGCCGAGGCUGCAGGCCGCAGGGAACGCGCACGGGGCCGACUCCGCGCCGCCGGCCUUGUAGCCAUCUUAGGAGGAAUCGCUGAUCGCCAGCGAGGGGUGCGGCUUCAAUUUCAAUAACUUUAUUGGUGGCCUGAUCUGCAGAACAGUCAUCACUUCAGUGGCCCCUGGAGGAGGGAGCGCAUCGCCCGAGGUGGUCCCCGACAAGCUGCAGCCAUGGGAAACACCACCAGCGACCGGGUGUCCGGGGAGCGCCACGGUGCCAAGGCUGCCCGCUCCGAGGGCGCAGGCGGUCAUGCCCCGGGGAAGGAGCACAAGAUCAUGGUGGGCAGUACGGACGACCCCAGCGUGUUCAGCCUCCCCGACUCCAAGCUCCCUGGGGACAAAGAGUUUGUAUCAUGGCAGCAGGAUUUGGAGGACUCCGUAAAGCCCACACAGCAGGCCCGGCCCACUGUUAUCCGCUGGUCUGAAGGAGGCAAGGAGGUCUUCAUCUCUGGGUCCUUCAACAAUUGGAGCACCAAGAUUCCACUGAUUAAGAGCCAUAAUGACUUUGUUGCCAUCCUGGACCUCCCUGAGGGAGAACACCAAUACAAGUUCUUUGUGGAUGGACAGUGGGUUCAUGAUCCAUCAGAGCCUGUGGUUACCAGUCAGCUCGGCACAAUUAACAAUUUGAUCCAUGUCAAGAAAUCUGAUUUUGAGGUGUUCGAUGCUUUAAAGCUAGAUUCUAUGGAAAGUUCUGAGACAUCUUGUAGAGACCUUUCCAGCUCACCCCCAGGGCCUUAUGGUCAAGAAAUGUAUGUGUUUCGAUCUGAGGAAAGAUUCAAAUCCCCACCCAUCCUUCCUCCUCAUCUGCUUCAAGUUAUUCUUAACAAAGACACUAAUAUUUCUUGUGACCCAGCCUUACUCCCUGAGCCCAACCAUGUUAUGCUGAACCAUCUCUAUGCAUUGUCCAUUAAGAUAAAGAAACUAAGGCUCAGAGAAGGUCAAAUUGCCAGUAAGUACCAGAGACAGGACUGCUGAGGUCCAAUCCUCCUACGCUAACUUCAUAUUCUUUCCUAUAUUAUCAUUAUGCCAGGUCUUUCCAAGUAGGUUUUUCUCAUUGCCACAAAACCUGUGGAAGUGUAAAAGUGAAUUUUUUACCUGCCUUGCUUCUGUCGUAUUUAGGCUUUGUGUCAACUCUGGAGUGUUAACGCGAGAAGCAUUCAUGGUGGAUAAUACAGUAUGGGGGAAGGUAGAAGGAUACACUUGUUCUUAAUGGGAUUUGCUUAGGUUCUUUGGGAUCUGAUGGAUUUUGCCUCCUGUAACUGCUCGUUGGGUGUCAUUUAAUUUACCUAGGCUUGCCAUCUCCUCCUGUGGUACAUCUGUAGUCUGCAGCACAGCCUGGGAAAUGGUGCCUCUUGCUCUCUUCUUACUGGUUCUGACUCAGGUGAAGGUGUUGGUUGUUGUGCUCAGCUUGGUUCAGACCCAUUCCUGAUUCUCUCAGAUAGUUUAGGCGAUUUGGAAUUGAUCCAUUGGAUUGGGUGUCUUUCUGAAGAGGAUUUUGGCAUCUACUUUGUUCAAGGAUGGAGAGGGAUUCCUAGGUUCCCUCUAAAUCAGAGAGAUCUUUUUGAAUUCAUCCCAGGCAUUAAAUGGAAAUUAGACCUGCUUUGGGACUUGGAGAUAGUUUUUCAGAAGGAUUGUUUCUUUUUUUCUCAUUGUCUUUAAGAUUUUCUUCUAGAAAUGGAUGCCAGAAUAUUUCUUUCUUUUUUUUUUCCUUGCUAGUUUUAGGCCCAAUAUUAGAAUUUAAAGUAGGGAAGGGAGCAAGGUAGGAGACUAAUAUUUCUUCAGCACUUUUAUGUGUCAGAAACUAUGUCAGAUAUUCUCAUGUAAUCAUCAGAGCCACCUUAAUGGUAGGUGUUAUCUUUUGUAAUGAUGAGAUAAAAGGACUUGGACACACUAAGUAGAUUACCCAAGGCCACAAGUAGAAUGAUAACGGGAGUCAGAAUUGGAACUAAAACUUAUCUGACCUCCUUCUCUUACAUCAAACUAUCUCUGUUAAAAGUGAGUGACUGAAGGACUGAUGGCUGGGAAGAGCUACCUACUGUCUGAACUAAUGAAUUAGCUGCGUAUGUUUCUUUUCCUUGCAGGACAGUGUGAUGGUCCUUAGUGCAACCCAUCGCUACAAGAAGAAGUAUGUUACUACUCUGCUAUACAAGCCCAUCUGAAGGGAUCCCUUCUUGCCUCCAAGGAUUCAGGAGAAGCAUCUCCCUUGCCUUUCUGGACUGAACCAGUCUUACCUGAGACUGGAAGGCUGAUUUGCUUUGAGGCUGAUAUGUGUGUUUCAGAGCCUCUGAGUAGGACGCUCUGCUUUUGCAUUUGAUUGCAGAUGAGAGCUUUAUGAGUUCACGGAAUUUAUUUUAAGAAAAAAAUAUAUACAUAUGAGAAGAAGGUAAAUGGAAGCCUCCUAGCCCCAGCUAGAAGUAUUAUUUCUGCCUAUAGGUUUUCACCAAGACCUGUUUGGGGGCACUGCAGGAAUAACUAUAUAGGAAGCUUUUUCCUAAAACGAAAGAACAGCAAACUCUUAGGAUCCUUGUUGGGCGGAGAUUCUAUCACUGCUACCUUGGCUGUCCAAGGAAUGGGCUUGUGCUAGACCGCUGCCCUACUUAACAGCUGCCUCAUUGCAAGGGCAGCUUUUCUUGCAUGGGUUCUCUAUAUUCCCAGAGUAUGUGGCACAAUGUGUGUUGUUUAUAUGAUACGAGAUGCCCCACAAGAACCCGUUUUCCUCUCAUUUCACAUUCUUCCUUUAAUAGCCUCCUUCAGAUCCCAUACCUGACCCCUCUCUAACACAAAACUCACUGGGUAAGUGACUGAAAAGUUUUGUGACACGUGAUCCACCCCAGACACUAGGACUGUCAGAAGGUCCCUUUUUAGCCCAGCACAGGCACAGGCCACUUUGUCAUGUUUGUUUUAACUUCUAAAGGAAAUAUGUCUCAGUAUUGUAAGAAGCAGAAUGCAGAACGUGUACUUUUUUGUUUUAGUUUGGUGCCAAGGCUCAGGCUGUAUUGGCAAAUUCCUGAAAGUUUUCACACUUUGCCUGGCCCUGCUUCUGUCUUUUCUCUCUCAGCAAACAGUUCUUAAGGUUGGAGUGGAACCAGGGAGUACUUUCAUGUGUUUCAUCCUUGAAAGAUUUUUAUGUGCCUGCAUUUUUUUUUUAAUUAAAAAAAUGCCUUUUCAUUGGUCUUAAGAGACUGCAUUGGAGAAUUUCAGGCUUUUGAUAAAUGCUUCUUCAGAUUUUUUUCUCUAGUCUAGCGUUCCACAUUCUUAGAUCAAUAUGGCCAACCCUGUACACAUCACUACACUAAACGUUGCUCUAGAUAAACUGCUCAAGUUCAUUUAAUUCAUUUGAUGCACCUAAAAGGUUCCCUCAUUUUAAAGAUUGUUAGGCCAAGAAGCAAGAAAGUAUUCCUCGCAUUCCCAACCAUGAAAAGUAUCGUUCUUUGCACCAAGUGUUAACAAAAUCAUUUUGUUCUCCUGCCUCUUCUUUUUAACGGGUUUGAUGAUUAAAUGGGGUCAUUGAAUUCCAUUUGUGAGCUGAAAAGUGUUCAAUCCACUUUUGGAGUUCAGAGAUAAAACAUUUUUUCCCAAGUAGCUGGGGCCCUUCCAUUUUACAGAUAAGUCAAAUAGUACUAAAGGAGGCUAAACUAUUGAUGAAUGAGAGACUCCCUGACUGCUCAGAUGAGCCUAGCCACACUGAAAGGGCACCUACAGGUCAGUUUAGCUACCUCCUGUCUUUCCCAUGCAAAGCUGACAACGCAGUUAUCUUCGGACUUGUAGACCUCUUGGAUUCCAGGUGUGAUGGAGUAAAGUAUGGGAUUGUUGUUUUGCUGGGGUGCAAAUAACUAAAUGCUUUGGUGGUUAAUUGCUAAGAGUAAAUACUACUUUAACCAUCCAAGGCUACCUUCUGCAGCAAAAGGCUUUUGUGGAGAACCUUUUAAGUUCCCAACCACUUUUUGAAUGGUGUGCCAUUUAAAAAUCCAGGCCAGAUCCUAUUAUAACCAACUCUCAGGAUUUACAGUCUUCAGUUGUACUAGAAUUUUGUUUUUAUCCAAUACCCAUUAAAUAAGUGGGCCACUUAGGAGGAUUCAAAA
Molecule: messenger RNA, 5247 nt
Organism: Piliocolobus tephrosceles (Ugandan red Colobus)
Lineage: Eukaryota; Metazoa; Chordata; Mammalia; Primates; Cercopithecidae
Gene: PRKAB2
Product: protein kinase AMP-activated non-catalytic subunit beta 2
Exons: 8
Coding region: 1337-2140 (267 amino acids)
Biological process (GO): signal transduction
Cellular component (GO): cytoplasm; nucleus; nucleotide-activated protein kinase complex
Molecular function (GO): protein kinase binding
Source: RefSeq, a predicted model, not a curated record